Messenger RNA from Cantharellus anzutake, 755 nucleotides. RefSeq lists its product as uncharacterized. The coding region runs from base 186 to 446 and encodes 86 amino acids. Lineage: Eukaryota; Fungi; Basidiomycota; Agaricomycetes; Cantharellales; Hydnaceae. The record is from RefSeq and is a predicted model, not a curated record. The transcript has 2 exons.
CCCGGACUCACGACGGCUCAAGAUCGGAGGCCAGGUGUCUGUAGGAUGACGCCACGACUAGCCGGACAAGGAAAAUGUCAUAUUACCGAUAUUCUCCGCUGAGCACCCUGCGGAUGCGAUUUGGUGUUUGAUCUAACAACUGAAUCGUUGAUCCCCUCUUCGGAGAGCUCAUUUGACGGAAUCAUAUGUUCCAACGCCGUUGGGAGCAACAAAAUAAAUAUCGACCCCGCCCCAGGCCCUUGACCCUGAUCCUUCUUACAGGGGCCCUGUUCACCUUUUCACCUUUGCUCAGUUCUUCGCCAUCUCUGCAGCUGAGAUCUUCAACACAUCCUGCUAUUCCCGCCUACUAUUCCUGGUAUCUAAGCCUGCCUUACAUCUCUUCCCUCUUCACUGGUUGUGCCGUCGGGAAGAAGGAUAUAUGGCUACGAAUCGAUCGAUGGGCUUGAUUAAAUAUUCUCGCCUACGCGAAAACUUUGUGUAACUCGUGGCAACGACGUAUUCCAUGUUUUAGAACGACAGCGAAAUAGGACAUCUUCACUACUCGGAAGUGCGAGGCCGCCGAUUAGAAGUGAGAGAAGUCCUGCUGCGAUAGACUUGAAGCGCAAGACAAAAAAUUUUGGUUUCUAGUCUAAGCUUGUGUCGGCAUCAUACAAAGACAUCCAUUCAGAUACAGUCCACCGUCAGUAGCCUGGAUCCCCAUGCGGGGGGGAAGACACCUGGAGCUGUUUUUGGUUAAGGUGAGGAGUUGAGACCGG